AUAGACGAUUUAUAGACCAGAAAUAGACGUCUAAAAUAGGUUGAUUUUUAGAUCUAAAAUAGGUUGAUAUAUAGACCUAAAAUAGACGCCUAAAUUAGGUUGAAUUAUAGACCCUUAGGUUGAUUUAUAGACCUAAAGUAGACGUUUAAAAUAGGUUGAUUUUUAGAUCUAAAAUAUGUUGAUAUAUAGACCUAAUAUAGACGAUUUAUAAACCAGAAAUAGACGUCUAAAAUAGGUUGAUUUUUAGAUCUAAAAUAGGUUGAUAUAUAGACCUAAAAUAGACGCCUAAAUUAGGUUGAUUUAUAGACCUAAAGUAGACGUUUAAAAUAGAUCUAAAAUAGGUUGAUUUAUAGACCAGAAAUAGACGUCUAAAAUAGGUUGAUUUUUAGAUCUAAAAUAGGUUGAUAUAUAGACCUAAAAUAGACGCCUAAAUUAGGUUGAUUUAUAGACCCUUAGGUUGAUUUAUAGACCUAAAGUAGACGUUUAAAAUAGGUUUAAUUAUAGAUCUCAAAUAGACCAGAAAUAGACGUCUAAAAUAGGUUUAUUUUUAGAUCUAAAAUAGGUUGAUAUAUAGAACUAAAAUAGACGAUUUAUAGACCAGAAAUAGACGUCUAAAAUAGGUUGAUUUUUUAGAUCUAAAAUAGGUUGAUAUAUAGACCUAAAAUAGACGCCUAGAUUAGGUUGAUUUAUAGACCCUUAGGUUGAAUUGGAUUAUCACUACACACAUCAAUUUGAAUCACAAAAUGGUAAAGAAACGUAAAUUACUUCCAAUAAAUCUGUUAAGAUUUUGUAGCAACAACAUUUCGACGUCUAAUAGACGUCUAUAUGCUAACCAGACGUCUCGGCUAAAUUUAAAAGUUUUUUGACUGACUGACACUAUUAGACGUCUAAAAGACGUCUAUAUUAUAGACAUCUUUUAUGUGAAAGUUUUUUAGACGUUUAUUGAGUCGACGUUCGAAUGAUGGCUAAUAGCUAUUAGCGCGAUUUGAACAUCUAGACGUCUAUUCAACUUCUAUACAUUUAACCUGUAAUCCUCUCCUUCGUGUAGUUCCAGGAUGUUUUGGAAAAUAUACAGUGUGUUUUUGGACUUCUAACUUCAUUUCAGUUACAGAGAUAUGCAUAUAUUGGUGCUAACUGCAAAUCUAAAUAAAUGCAUUUUUGAAAACAUUAUCAAAAACAAAAUGAUGUGAAAAUGUAUUUUUAUUUACACAAAGGCCAAAAUUCAAAAAAGUAAAUAUUCAACAGAGAAAACAACAACUUUUUGUUCAUUUUUUAACAUGACACCCACCACAACGCCCUGGGGCCUGUUUAAGUUUCAGCGCAAUAUAUUUAUCCAACAAAUCCUCCUUUGCCUCCGGGUACGAUACCUGGACUGCUUCUGCAAACACAGACCGAGGAUAAAGGGUAAAUUUGCGAUAUUAAUAUUAGAUGACGCAUGAAAUUUGCUAAGCCACAGAAAAACAAUUCAAGGCAUUUUUGCGACCACAUUUUGAUGUAUAUAACAUUUCAAUGUAAGCCUAACUAUUCUGCCUUUUGUAAUAAGUUUAAGUAGAAACACGUUUACAUGUAGCGCUUUACCUCCCUCUAAUGGUUGCAGUGGGAAGUUGUUUUUGAAAGCAAAUACCGAACGGCAGCAAGCAAUGUCGACUCGUGUGCAUGUGUUAAAAGCUGAUGUUUAAACCUUUUAUGUUGUGCCUUGGACAAGAUUUGUCCUUUUACGACGGUCUUAAGAGGGCAAUGGUUUGAGGCCAUUCUACAAAUAAAUCAGCUAAAAGAAACCAAGUCUGAUUAUUUGGAGCGUCGUUAACUCGCUGUCUAGCUGGUGAAAAACUAGAUGCUUCAGAGUGAGGACAGCACAGUAAAAGGACACUAGCGCGGCGGGCACAACCACGAGGAGCUACAUCCAGCAAGAUAACCAUGAGCCUACGAUCAGGAAAGCGGUAUCACCCAGGUCUACUAGAAGAAGAUCUAAUGCCAGACCCUACAAAACCAGGACAAGUGCACAACACAGACGAUGUGGACAGCACGGAGAACAAGGGUAACGCAAGCUACACAGACACAAAGAUGAAGUCUUCACGCUCGCAUACAUCCAAACGUUCAUCCGUAAGUUCUGCAGCGCUAAAAGCACGUGCACAAGCAGUUGCUGCACGAGCACAGCUGGAGUAUUCAUUAAAAGAAGCAGCCAUAAUGAAACAGAAAACUGAACUUGAGGCUAGUUUACAUGUUUUGAGUAGUCAAAAAGCUGUUGCAGUUGCCGAAGCAGAGGCUGCUGUUUAUGAAGAAGAGGAGGGUCUCUCAAAGACUGAACUGAGUCAUGUGUUUGUAGAACCACCUGCUAAUCCAAUGCAACGCACAGCAGAGUAUAUUCAGCAACACACAGAGAUUUGCCACGAAGGAUUCACAUUACGAGUUGAUCCUCUCGCUUGCCACAAUGCUGCACGUGAACAAUGUGAAAUGGCUAUGACUACAAAGAUAGACAAUAAAGGCAUGCACAGCGUGGAAAAAACGGAUAUUAAAGUAGAGCACGAAACACAGCAAGGACAGACGAAUUCCCCCAAACUGUAUCCGUACGACACUCCUCCGACAUCAGUAGAAAUACGGGGUGUACAGGACAUCACAAAGUACCUAACAAGGAGAGAACUGUUAAGUACAGGACUUUUGCAGUUUGACGAUCACCCAGAGAACUACUGGGCGUGGAAGGCUUCAUUUCAAAACACCAUAAAAGACUUGCAUGCUACAGCGCAGGAAGAACUAGAUUUAAUGAUAAAAUGGCUUGGAGUUGAGUCUGGUCAGCAAGCUAAAAGAAUUCGCUCAGUCUAUGUUUUCAAUCCAAUCGCUGCUCUCGGCCUUGUGUGGCAAAGACUCGAGGAAUGUUACGGGUCUCCUGAAGUAGUGGAAAAUGCACUGUUGAAAAAGAUCGAGCAGUUUCCCAAACUCAGCAACAGAGACAGCACAAAGUUAAGAGAGCUAGGUGACAUUCUACAAGAAAUCGAAUGUGCAAAGGAGGGAGGAUACUUACCAGGCCUCUCAUAUUUGGACACAGCACGCGGAGUGAACCCCAUUGUGGACAAACUACCCUACGCGUUACAAGAAAAAUGGAUUGCAGCAGGAGCAAAGUAUAAGGAGCAAUACAAAGUCUGCUUUCCCCCUUUCAGCGUCUUUUCAAGAUUUGUGAGACAACAAGCCAAAAUAAGAAACGACCCAAGCUUUGUCAUCACACCUCCAGCUAGCACAAGCUUCAAGAAAGACCAAGGUUUUAAAGGUAAUUCCAGGCAAGUGAUAACUGUGAACAAAACAGACAUUCCCACAGACAGUAGUUUUUCUCAGAACAGAUACAGUCAGUUGCCAGAAAGCCCUGACAAGCUAUGCCCAAUACAUAAGAAGCCUCAUCCACUAAAAAAGUGCAAAAGCUUUAGAGCAAAACCCAUAGAUGAGCGCAAGUCCUUUCUCAAAGAGAAUAGAGUCUGUUUUAAGUGUUGUGGCUCUACUCAGCAUUUAGCAAAAGACUGCAAGGUACAAAUAAAGUGCACAGACUGUGGCAGUGACAGACAUUUAUCAGCGCUACAUCCAGGUCCACCUCCUGUUCCAGCUGAUAGCCCUGAAGCCGACAAAGAGGAUGGCGGGGAGACAGAGGACAGUGCAAACAUUUCAGUGGUCUCUAAAUGCACAGAAAUCUGCGGUAAUGCAGACAGCCCACAUUCAUGCUCAAAGAUAAGUCCGGUGUUAGUCUAUCCAGAUGGCAAAAGACAACAAGCACAAAAGAUGUACGCAGUGCUUGACGAACAAAGUAACAAGUCUCUUGCUAAGUCACAGUUUUUUGAGCUCUUUAAUAUUAAGACACGCUCAGACGCUUACAAGCUCAGAACAUGCUCCGGUCUGUCAGAUAAUGUUGGCAGAACAGCAUCAAACUUUGUGAUUGAGUCAAUGGAUGGUAGAGUAAAACUCCCACUCCCAAAUCUGAUCGAAUGUGACAUGAUUCCAGACGAUAGGAGUGAGAUACCGUCUCCACAAGUUGCUAUGCAGUUCCCACACUUACAGAAGAUAGCUGACAAAAUAUCUCCUGUCGAAAUACAAGUACCUGUCCUUCUACUCUUGGGAAGAGAUAUUAUGCAGGUACACAAAGUCAGAGAGAGAAUCAACGGGCCGCACAAUACACCCUAUGCGCAGCGCCUAGACUUAGGGUGGGUAAUCGUUGGUGAAGCCUGCCUAGGAAAGACACACAAGCCCUCGAAUGUGAAUGUCCUAAAAACACAUGUUCUUCAGAAUGGCCGUGCUUCUUACCUCAGCCCAUGUCCCAACAUCUUUCAAGUAAAGGAGUCGAGUGGUUGCAGCUUCCAACCAAACACCACACCCGCUCUUCAAAAGGGCAGUGAAGAUAAAAAUUCUGAUUUGCUGGGACAAACUGUUUUUGAGAAAACAAAAGAUGACGACAAACCAGCGCUGUCAGUAGAAGACAAAGACUUUAUAGACAUUAUGGAAAAAGAAGUGUUUCAAAACAAAGCCAACAGCUGGGUGGCACCGUUGCCAUUCCGCUCACCCAGACCGAAACUUCCAAGUAACAGGGAGCAAGCAUUCAAACGUCUUCAGUCAUUCAAGAAAACAAACUUGGGAAACAAAAGCUGGAAGUGUUUUAAAAACACAAACACUACCGAUGAACUGUAUAAAGCAGGGAAAUUUAUCAUUCAAACUGUGCAACAUGACACAUUCCAAGAAGAGUUCCGGUGCAUAAAAGCUAACCAGCCAUUACCAAACCAGAGCUGUCUUAAAAAGCUAAACCCUGUUAUUGAUGAAGAUUGUCUUCUGAGAAUAGGAGGACGCUUGGCACCUGCUAAUCUCACUAAAGAAGAGAAACAUCCCCUCAUUAUCCCACACGCUCAUCACGUAGCAGUCCUACUUGUCAGGUACCAUCACGAGAAGGUAGCGCAUCAGGGGCGCCACAUAACAGAAGGAGCGCUCAGAGCAGCCGGAUUUUGGAUUAUCGGCAGUAAACGGCUUGUCUCUUCUGUCAUUCACAAAUGUGUUCUCUGUCGUAAACUCAGAGGGCAAUUUCAAACUCAAAAGAUGGCAGAUUUACCUGUUGAUAGACUGUUGCCUAUGCCACCAUUCACCAGUGUUGGAAUGGACAUCUUCGGUCCCUGGACGGUUACCACACGUCGCACCAGAGGAGGAAGUGCAGACAGUAAACGCUGGGCUGUACUUUUCACCUGUAUGUCCAUGAGAGCUGUGCACAUUGAGCUCAUCGAAUCGAUGUCGACAUCCAGCUUUAUCAAUGCGCUGAGAAGGUUUUUCAGCAUUCGUGGACCCGCACAGAUACUCCGCUCGGAUAGAGGUACCAAUUUUAUUGGAGCAUGCAACGAACUGAAAAUUGAUCACAAGGACACAGAAUUGAACUCUUACCUGCAGGAAAAAGGAUGUACGUGGCUGUUCAACUCCCCACACUCCUCACACAUGGGUGGGUCGUGGGAGAGACUCAUUGGAAUUGCAAGACGUAUUUUGGAUGGUAUUCUUUUGAAAGUCAUACAUAUCCAACUCACACAUGAGGUGUUAAGUACUUUCAUGGCGGAAGUGAUGGCAAUAAUGAAUGCAAGACCACUCGUGGCGGUGUCAACAGAUCCUGACAGACCAAAUCUUCUCACCCCAGCAAUGCUUCUUACCCAAAAGACCAAUGCCUUAUCUGCACCGACAGGAACCUUUGCACCUCCAGACCUCUAUUCAAAGCAAUGGAAGCAAGUACAGAGUCUGGCGGACAUCUUUUGGAAACGGUGGAGGAGUGAAUAUCUUUCAACUCUACAGCAAAGGAGAAAAUGGACUGAUGACAAAAUGAAUGUAAAAGUCGGUGACAUUGUAUUACUGAAAGACGUGCUUGCACACAGAAAUGACUGGUCCAUGGGAAGAGUUGUGAAAACAUUUGAGAGUAAGGACAAGAAGGUUCGAAAGGCAGAAGUGAAGACUGUAAAAGAUGGAAAUGUGAAAGUGUUUUUGAGACCUAUUACAGACAUGGUUUUGCUGUUAUCAGAAAAGUAAAUGUUGCAUUUUUUUGUUAUUUACAUGUUCUAAGGUUUGAUUUGUAGUGGCACAAUUGUAUUGUACCAGGCGGGGAGUAUUCUGUCUUUUGUAAUAAGUUUAAGUAGAAACACGUUUACAUGUAGCGCUUUACCUCCCUCUAAUGGUUGCAGUGGGAAGUUGUUUUUGAAAGCAAAUACCGAACGGCAGCAAGCAAUGUCGACUCGUGUGCAUGUGUUAAAAGCUGAUGUUUAAACCUUUUAUGUUGUGCCUUGGACAAGAUUUGUCCGUGAGUAUUAUUCGAAUUUUGAAACAAUAUUUUAUUUUGGUUACAUGUGAUGUUUAAUGCAAACCUAUUCAUCGUAAAUGUGAUGUAGCUCGUAUGUGUUUAGCUAACGCACAAUUUUACUUGUAUUUUCUUCUAGUUUUACGACGGUCUUAAGAGGGCAAUGGUUUGAGGCCAUUCUACAAAUAAAUCAGCUAAAAGAAA
Molecule: messenger RNA, 6493 nt
Organism: Syngnathus typhle (broad-nosed pipefish)
Lineage: Eukaryota; Metazoa; Chordata; Actinopteri; Syngnathiformes; Syngnathidae
Exons: 2
Coding region: 1918-6024 (1368 amino acids)
Biological process (GO): DNA integration
Molecular function (GO): nucleic acid binding
Source: RefSeq, a predicted model, not a curated record